AUGCUGCGCUCCACUGGCUUCUUCCGGGCCAUCGACUGCCCCUAUUGGGCUGGAGCGGCUGGGGGUCCCUGCCGGCGACCCUACUGCCACUUCCGGCACCGCGGGGCCCGGGUCCCCGGCGCGCCCGGCGGCGGCGGAGCGGCGCCCCCCACAGCAGGCCUCAGCUAUGACCCGUACAACCCCGAGCUGCCCAAGCCACCCGUGCAGAGGGAGAAUGGCAUCCUGGGCGGCGAGGACAAGCCCCGCUCGGACAUGCUGGAGCUGGAGCUGGUCAACCAGGCCAUCGAGGCUGUGCGCACCGAGGUGGAGCUGGAGAAGAGGCGCUACCAGGAGCUCUUGGGCUCGGCCCGGGCGGGCGGCACUGGUGAGGCCUCUGCGCUGGCGCCCCGCGGCCCCGCCACCCCCGCCGCCGACCUGGGCGAUGAGGAUGCCUUCCCGCUGUCCUUCGACUACCACCCUGGCGGCCGCGGCUCACUGAGCCCGGAUGCCAGCUACCAGCCCACGCCGCUCGCCGCGCCUGCCGAGCCAGGCGGCAAGUACUCCCUGGAGAGGGGCCCGGGCCGGAGUGGCGCCCUGGAGUACGUGCCCAAGGCUGUGGGCCAGCCCCGCAGGCACGGCCGCCCUGUCCCCAGCAGCAAGUACGUCGUGGACAAUUCCAAGCCGUCCACUGACCUGGAGUAUGACCCGCUGUCCAACUACUCGGCCCGGCUGCUGAGCAGGGCCGGCUCCAGGGAUGAGAGGGCCCCCAAGCGGGCCCGGGGUGCCCCUGGCCGUGAGCCCUACACGCCGGCCCCCAAGAAGCACUGCGACCCCUUCGGUGGCUGCGACGCCCGCUUCUCAGACUCGGAAGAUGAUGCUGCGGCGGCCCCCGGCAACAGGCCCACUUCCGCCAGCCCCCCGCAGGCCCCUGCAGGCAGCGAGAGCCAGGCCCCCAGGAAGCAGCCCUGCAGGGACGUCCUGGAGCCCGAGGAGGGCAGCCAGCGCGAGACCAAGGAGAUGGCUGUGCAGUAUGACGUCGGCGACCUCGGGCAGCCCCCGCAAGGCCCAGCCGCACAGGAGCGGGGGACCCCCAAGGAGGCGGACUCCAAGAAGAAGAAACGUGGGGAGCCGCCGCCCACCAGCCACAAGGACGGUGCGCGAAAGAAAGACAAGGGCAGGGGCCGGGGCCGAGGGAAGGCAGGCGAGAAGAGGACCUCGCAGGCUGCCAGCCCCCGGCGCCAGGUGGAGCGGCCGGACGGGACCAAGAAGAAGCCAUCCUCGGCCACCACGCUGGCCAGCUCAGGGAAAUCGAGGCCCGACCGGCCCCUGGAGCCCCGGGUUGCCCACAGGAAGCAGGGCGAGCUUUCUUCCUCGGGGAAGCUGGCCACGCGCAAAGCCCACUCGCUGGACGAGGGCGGCUCCCGGGACGCCCCCAAGCUGAAGCGGCGUGCCCUGAGCCACGCCGACCUCUUCGGGGACGAGAGCGCGGACGAGGACACGGGGGCACCACGGGCCUGGCCCCCUGUCCUGCCCAGUCUCAGCUCAGACUCAGAUUCGGACUCCAGCCUGGGGCUGUCAGCGGCUGAGGAGCAGGGCCCGCCCAAGCGGCUCAAGGCCUCCCCACCCCCGCCCGCCUCCCCGGCCCCCUCCUCCUCCUCCUCCUCGGGGGCGGACGUGGACUACACGGCCCUGGAGAAGGAGGUGGACUUUGACUCAGACCCCAUGGAGGAGUGUCUGCGCAUCUUCAACGAGUCCACCAGCGUGAAGACAGAGGACAAGGGCCGGCUGGCCCGCCAGCCGCCCGAGGAGGAGAAGAGCGAGGAGAAGGGGCGUGCGGGCCUGACCACGCUGUUCCCUGGGCAGAAGAGGAGGAUUUCCCAUCUUGCCAAGCAAGGGAAGGAGGCAGAGCCCCCGAGGAGAGCCCCACCAGUGGCCCCGGCCCGGCCCCUGACCGCCCAGGAGGUGUGCUACCGGCGCGCCCAGCAGGCCCAGCGGGAGUCGGCCAGCUGGCUCCAGGCGGCCCCGCGGCCGGCCGAGAAGCCGUCCUCCGUGCACAUCUCGGCGCCCGGCGAGAAGAGGAGGAUUGCCCACGUGCCCAACCCCCGCCUGGCUGCAGCCCCCACAGGUGCCAAGCGGACCCUGGCGGCCGGUGGCAGCCAGCUCCCCCAGGGCCCUGAGCCCGGUAGGCAGCCCCUGAAGACGCGCACGCUGGCAGGGAUGGCCUCCAAGACCACCUCCCCCGCCGUCCCCAAGCGGGUCGCCCACAGUCCAUCACUGCAGAGUUUAAAGAAGCCCAUUAUCCCCAAAGAGUUUGGGGCCAAAGUCCCCACAGCCAUCCGGCAGCGGUACCUCAACCUGUUUAUCGAGGAGUGUCUCAAGUUCUGUUCUUCCAACCAGGAAGCCAUCGAGAAGGCGCUGACGGAGGAGAAGGUGGCCUACGACCGCAGCCCCAGCAAGAACAUCUACCUGAACGUCGCUGUCAACACCCUCAAGAAGCUGCGGGGCCUGGUCCCCAGUGCCACACCUGGCCUCAUCAAAACCAGCAGCCGGCGGCUGGUGUCCCACGAGGUGGUGCUGGGGGGCAGGUUGGCUGCCAAGACCAGCUUCUCGCUCAGCCGGCCAGGCAGCCCUCGGGUGGAAGAACUGAAGGGGGUCGCGCUGUAUAGCCGCCUCAAGGAGUACCUGCUCACUGAGGACCAGCUCAAGGAGAAUGGUUACCCCUUCCCCCAUCCCAAGCGGGCUGGCGGAGCCAUCAUCUUCACGGCUGAGGAGAAGAAGCCCAAGGACGCCUCCUGCAGGAUCUGCUGUCGCUGUGGCGCCGAGUACCUCGUGUCGUCUUCUGGCCGCUGCAUGCGUGCUGAGGAGUGCAGCUACCACUGGGGGCGGCUCCGGCGGAACCGAGUGGCUGGUGGCUGGGAGACCCAGUACACGUGCUGCUCAGCCGCUGUCGGCUCCGUGGGCUGCCAGGUCGCAAAGCAACACGUGCAGGACGGUCGGAAGGAAAACCUUGAAGGGUUCGUGAAGACCUUUGAAAAAGAGCACCCGGAAGACACUCACCCGGGGGUCUACGCUCUCGACUGUGAGAUGUCCUACACCACGUAUGGCCUGGAACUGACGCGCGUCACGGUGGUGGACACGGACAUGCAGGUGGUCUACGACACCUUCGUCAAACCCGACAACGAGAUCGUCGACUACAACACCAGGUUCUCCGGGGUGACCGAGGCCGACCUGGCCGACACGAGCAUCACGCUGCGGGACGUGCAGGCCGUCCUGCUCAGCAUGCUCAGUGCCGACACCAUCCUCAUCGGGCACAGCCUGGAGAGCGACCUGCUGGCCCUGAAGAUCAUCCACAGCACGGUGGUGGACACGGCCGUGCUGUUCCCGCACCGCCUGGGCCUCCCCUACAAGCGUUCCCUGCGGAACCUCAUGGCUGACUACCUCAGACAGAUCAUCCAGGAUAACGUGGACGGGCACAGCUCCAGCGAAGACGCCAGUGCCUGCAUGCACCUGAUGAUCUGGAAGAUCCGAGAAGACGCCAAGACCAAGCGAUGA
Molecule: messenger RNA, 3531 nt
Organism: Trichechus manatus latirostris (Florida manatee)
Lineage: Eukaryota; Metazoa; Chordata; Mammalia; Sirenia; Trichechidae
Gene: REXO1
Product: RNA exonuclease 1 homolog
Exons: 16
Coding region: 1-3531 (1176 amino acids)
Cellular component (GO): nucleus
Molecular function (GO): nucleic acid binding; exonuclease activity
Source: RefSeq, a predicted model, not a curated record